Molecule: messenger RNA, 2187 nt
Organism: Actinia tenebrosa (Australian red waratah sea anemone)
Lineage: Eukaryota; Metazoa; Cnidaria; Anthozoa; Actiniaria; Actiniidae
Biological process (GO): non-motile cilium assembly
Source: RefSeq, a predicted model, not a curated record
UCAACAUGGCGGCUGUUCUGGUUCAGGACUGRCSGACAAAACAACUCAAAAACAACGCUUUUCUUUACGAAAUGACGCCUUUUUACACCUUAAAUGAGAAUAUUCUUAUAUUCAGUCCCUAGUCUAGUUAUCUGAAGAGUUACAUCACCAGAGGAUGGCCGGCUGGGGUGGAUUUUCAGAGGAAGAUCUUCAUCGGUUGAAGAAAGAUCAGGUCACAGAGCCUCUAGGGAAAGAACAAGCCGAGGAAAAACCUGGAAAUAUUAGGAAAGCUAAUAUAAAUCCAGGUCCUAAAAGAACAAAACCAAGAGAAAAGAUAAAGACUAGAGCUGCGGCUUCUAAAAAGAACUCCAAUGAGAAGCCAAGCGCAAAUGAAACUCAAUGUCUGAAGGAAAAUAGUGGUGAAACUAUAGAGAAAUUUGCAAAGUUGGAAGUCGAAAAUUCGACUCCAGAGUUUGAAAGAAAUAUGGUUGACACUAAAGUGGAAGAAAGCUCAAAAACUCAAAAGGAAGUGGAUGUAGGAAAUGUUAAUGGUAGUGCAGAAAAUUUUCCCGAUAUAAUUUUAGAGCCUGAAAGAAUACAGGCUAUUGAAUUGUCUGCUCUGCAAAAGAUGCAGCAAAAACAAAAGGAAAUUGAAGACCAGAAUAAACUGAAGAAAGCAGCUAUCCAAGAAACAAUAAAAACAAGGUUCAAAAAGACACAAGCAGAGGCUCAUGUUCUCAAGGUUGUUCAGCAAGAAGUUGCUCAUCUAGACAGCCUACUGUCAGCCGAUGUUGCAAUACUUAGAGACACAAUAGAAGAAGCUACCAGGGAUUACCACUAUGCAAUGAAAAGAUAUGAGCAUGCUGAAGCUGAAUUUGUUGCAGCUAAGUUAGAAUUACACAGAAAAAGUGAGAGAAAAGAGCUACUUACGGAACACUUGUAUGCUAUUAUUCAACAAAAUGAAGAAAGGAAAGCCAAAAAGUUAGAGGAAUUGAUGGCAAAACUCAAUCUAUCUGAUUGUGAAAUUCAAGUAGGUGAAAAAAGUACUGAUCAAUCUGGAAAUAAAAUGACACCUAAAACAAAUGAAAGUGAAGUAAAGACAUUAAAAGUGGAUGAAAAGGAAGAUAUAUGUGGAAUUGAUGGGAAAUUUACUGAAGAUGUACAAAAUGGAUAUGAAAAACAAGUUUAUACUGAAGUAAAGGUGGAAGAAACUAGAAAUGAAGAAACUAGAAAUGAAACUACAGAAGUGGAUGAAAUGGAAAAAAUGGGAUGAAAUAAAUUGAAUACAAUGAAAAGAGAUAGUAAUUUGCCAGAAAAAUGUGGAUUUUAUCAAGCAGUUUUUAUGCUUAAAGAUGCAUUUCCAGGUUUAUGGAAAUUUUAUAUUAUUUACUAAUGUCAAGGUUUUAAAAAAUCAUAUUGAUUUUGAUAUAAAUAAUCAGGGAAAAUAUGAUUUGAAAAUAUAUUUCUGGGUGAAAGAAGGUAUACAGUUAAGAGAGGAUGUCAGCAAAAAUCGAACAUAUUGCUCAUAUUUUAGUAUUAGGAAGACCUUGAUGCAAUAUGAACUGUGGUAUACUUCAUAUCGCUUUAUUUCCGAGAAAAACGAGGAAAACCAAUUUGUGCAUAAUUGACCCUCUGAGAGAGCCAAAAUAUCAUCCAACUUCAAGUGCCUCGCAUGCCUUUGCAAAAUAAAAUAAAUAUUUUUUGAAAGUUCUUUGUAUUUAUGAUGUGCCAAAGUAACUUGGUAAUAAAAUUUUUUUCGCCAACAGAAAUUUAUUGGAAAAUAAUAAAAUUUCACAGAUUUAAAGCCAAGACAAUGUUAAAAAAAAAUUUUUAACAACCAAGUCCAUACACAUUUUUGCAAAGGCACGCGAGGCACUCGAAGUUGGAUGAUAUUUUGGCUCUCUCAGAGAGUCAAUUAUGCACAAAUUGGUUUUCCUCGUUUUUCUCGGAAAUAAAGCCACAUUUCAAAAAAACGAAGUAUACCAAGAUUUGUUUCGGCUAUAUGUCUACCUUAUACUUAAAUAUAAGCGAAAUCGAUUUUUGGACUGUUGCCAGCAAAUUUCGAUUUUGUUUGAUUUUUGCUGACAUCUUCUCUUAAUAUUGUUUGGCAGAUAAACAAUCAGUGAAUUUUGCAAAUAGAUUUGCACCAGCAAAAAUAUCAUUCAAAACUCAACAUUCAUUUUUGUGCCUGCUAAUAAUUUUGUAUUU